AUGUCGGCUCGCGGGUCUCCCCCCGACGCCUCCAGAUCCCGUCACCAGGGAGACGCUCAUGCGUCGAGGGGCUCGGGCCAUCACCACGUCCCGAUGGUGCAGACGAGCGCGCCGCACCGCGCCGAAUCGCCGAUCGGGGUGAAGACGAGGACGCGCGAGGGUGUCGUGCUCACGAAAGAUCACGAAUCUCGGCACGCAAGACCCGACGGCGGCGGCGGAUCUCCAAAAUCUCCGAAGCACGUCACGAACAAAACGUAUCAACCCACGCCCGUGCACGCGACGGGGUGGUCGUCCCACCACGUCGCGAGCCGCGCGCACGGUGCCCGCGACGGCGACGGCGACCGAGACGACCCGAGGGGGGACCCGCCGCACCGACUGCCGUCGCCGUCGUCCGCCAAGUAUUCCCGUCCGUUCCGGGGCGCCGCGACCGCCGCGAUCGAGGAUCAACCCCACCAACACCCGGGCGGCCCACACCGCGUGGACGCGACGGCCCAGACGGACGCGCUCCCGCAGCUGCCGUCGCUCGCGGAGCUCGGGUUUGGGUCGGGUUUGGGUUCGUCGGGCGGGGGUGCGUCCUUAGGUGGUCCCCCGGCCGGCGAGGCGGCGGGAUUCGGGUCCAGCCCGGAGACGUUACGAAACCUGGAGAGGCUCAUCGAGGCGCAGCGCGCACAGCUCGUGUCCAAGGGGCUCAUCUCCGACGACCGCGGCCGGAGAACCGGUCACGGGGGAGGUCACGGUCAAGGUCAAGGUCAAGGUCACGGUCAAGGUCACGGACACGGUCACCAGCCGCCCUCGCCGCGGGUCGGGCGACGAUCGCCGGGAUCGCAACCGCGCUCCAGGCGCAACAACUCGCUCGGCGGCGACGGCGAUCUGGUGUUUUUCGAGUCGCCGAUGCCAAACCCGGAGAGACGCGGGGGUAACCCAUCGCCGGUGGCGCGGCCGCGGGGUCCCACGCCGCGUAAGAUGCGAACCGGGAACCACGCGCGGUCGUCCACCAAGCAAGUCAGCCCGGAGAAGAACGAGCCGCCCGGGGGUUUGGUAGGUUCGGGGUAUGGACUAAACCCUGACCUUUCAUCGCUGUUCUCCCCGUCGCCGCCGGUGAAAACGCCGGCAUCGUCUCGCGCCGACCGAGGCGACGCCAAGCUGGGGACGUCACCGACGGCGAACCGGACCCUACACUUCAGUACGUCCCUCGCGCCUAGGCUGACCGGGCAAACAUCCAGCGUGUCCGGCGUCGCCAAGCCGCGCCCGCGUCCGCUCUCGCACGCCCCCGCCGUCGCCAGGCACCUGGGCGUGCUCGAGGACGACAGCGCCCUCGCGUCGCCGGAGAGUGGAUUUUCAUCCGACGGGAGCGGUGGGGCGAUGGGUCCGACCGUUCAGGCGGGCGGCGGCGGUGCGGGUGGGGGGAUCGCGCCGGUGCGGGUGGGAUCGCAGACGGGUUUAGGGUUGGGGUUGGGUGGGCAGACGGGGCGCGGGGCGUUCCGCGUCGUCGGGUCGUUCACGCCGGCGCCAGCUUCGGCGUUUGUCGCCGGGGAAAAAGCAGAGUUGAGGCGGGGGAGCGCGAGCGACGUCGAGGCGGCUAGGGAGAGGGUGGGGCGGGGCGACGGGCCGUCCGGGGGGGUCGGGGGAACGCGGGGGAGCUCGGUGCUGACGCAAUCGCUUCGGAAGGAGGACGCGUUCGAGUGA
Messenger RNA from Micromonas commoda, 1686 nucleotides. RefSeq lists its product with no specific name. The record is from RefSeq and is a predicted model, not a curated record. NCBI's taxonomy places the organism in Eukaryota, Viridiplantae, Chlorophyta, Mamiellophyceae, Mamiellales, Mamiellaceae. The transcript has 2 exons. The coding region runs from base 1 to 1686 and encodes 561 amino acids.